This is a messenger RNA of Microstroma glucosiphilum, 3822 nucleotides long. RefSeq lists its product as hypothetical. The record is from RefSeq and is a predicted model, not a curated record. Lineage: Eukaryota; Fungi; Basidiomycota; Exobasidiomycetes; Microstromatales; Microstromataceae. The coding region runs from base 174 to 3668 and encodes 1164 amino acids. The transcript has 3 exons.
CACUCAUACUUCAUACCAUUCGUUCCUCUCUAGGCCCCACACACACCCUCUUACUCACAGCGAACAUAGCAUAGCAUAUAUACCCACCGACCAAGUAGAGGAUACCAGAUCACUUGCCAACACGGUCAUUCAGUCUUGAGCUGCUCUCACCCCAUACCUGUCUCUCACAGACCAUGACCACCCCUUCCCUCGCACCCCUCUCUCUACCCCUGACUAUCACCACCAAAUUCUGGCCCUCCUCCCCCACCUACCCUUCUUACCGCUCCUCUCUCUCCCACCUCUUCUCCCUUCUCCAAGAUGGGAUAGACGAAAGCGCUUCCAUCUCCUCUUUCGUAAGGGAAUUCGUAGCUGCCCAACGAGAAUUUGUGCAGAACCUAGAGAGGGCUGGAGCUGCUAGUGGUAAUGGCAACGGGAGUGGGAGUGGGGCGAGGGAAAAGACGAAGGAGAUCUUCAAGGGCUCACGGAGAGCUUCCAACAGCUCCAACGCAGGCUCCUUAGGCUCCUCCUCUACCUCCUCUUCGUCGAGCAGAAGCGUCACCCUACAAGCUCUGCAAACCUCGACUCUUGCGCCACUCAUCGCAUCUCAUGCACAGGCUGUGCAGGCAUUGGAGAGCAAGAUACUCGAGCCAUUCACAGAGUGGAGCGCGGAACACACCGAGAGGAUUAGGAGAAAUUGGGCACUAGUGGAGGGGUGGCUUGAUGCUUUUGAAGAGGGACAGGACGAACUGGAUCGCCUGAGGAGCAAUUAUGAGAGCAAAUGCAGACAGGCCGAUGAGGCAGAAGACGACGCUAGGUUCUCUGGAGUAGACGUCAACGAGUGGUUCUCAGGGGCCAGUCAAGUCACCGAAGAGCCAGCAGCCACCAGGGCUGCUCCGAGCGAUGUCAAAGAUGCCGAGUCUGCCGCCGUGCCUCACGAGCGCAAAGACUCUGCAGAGACGGAUACAACUCACGUCGAGGGAGCCGAAGCAGAUGAAGAUGGACUGGACCCUGUCAAGCUAGAGAGACGCCGAACCCUACGCAAGCAAUUCGGCUUUACUUCGCGAGCCACUUCGGGUAGUGAGCCCAAAACCGCUGCUGCAUCGGAAGAAAAGGGACUCGAGCAAUCCCCCUCAGCAAAGAAGUCGGCUGCGCCUAAAACCAUCUCGUCUGCCCUCAACUCGGCACUGUCUGCUCCUGCUCUGCAGGGCAUCAGGGAUCGUCUGGCUGCUGCUGCUGGAACUGCGGGCGGUAUCGCCGAGAAGUGGAAGCGUCUCCGUACCGAAGCAGAUAGGCUGGAAGGGGAAUACCUCGCCAAGGCUCGCAGACUGGACACUCUCCGCUGCCGCAUGGAAGAUGCCAUCUCCGACGUCUUUGCCGUCGUGCAGCGACUGGAAAUGGAUAGACUCGUGGCUGUGAAGAGUGUCGUCAAGGACUACAUCGAUGCUGCACGUAUUCUCAACCCUGCCGUGGUAGACAGCUUGGCGCCCUUCUUCAAGUCGUACGAGCCUCGUGCCAUCAUGAGUAGAAUGAUCGCGACCGCCUCCACGGGCGCAUACAGACCGCAAGUCGAAGUCUUCCACCCUUUCUACCACGAUGAAGAGGAGGGAGAAGCGGGGAGUCAUCAGUCCCCUGCUGUAGCGCACGGCACUGGGUGGGCAGGCUUUGGCAUGUGUCUCGAUGUCCGAGCUAGGACCGAGAUGCUGCACAAGCAAGAGAGUCUGAUGGACGCGGUUACAAGCCCCUCUUCUGCUACUUCUCCUUCUCCCAAGGCCACCGUGACACUGCCUCUAGUGUUUUCGUACCUCCUCUCCUCCCUCGAGCAAGCCUACUCCAACGAUGCCCUCUGGCCCGUUCGCUCAGACUCAGAGGAUGCCCAAUCGUCCCUGAGUGUCGCCAAGCGCAAGAGCUGGCUGUACGACGUCUCUCUCCGCUCUGGCCAUGCGUGCCGCGAAGCAAUCAUCGCUCACAUGGUCUCCUCUUCCCAUCCGGGGGCCGAACUAGGUGCCGGUCUGCAGACUGUCCUCGACAGGUUCGACCCGCCGACAAAGGUCAUGACGCUCAAGCUUUGGCUGGCCGAACUGUCUGGUGCUCCUGACCAUGGAGCAGAAGGCGGCGACUUUGGAGUGGGAGGUGGCGUGUCGGGAGGAAGUCUGGUACCAGAAGAGAAUUGGUACCUCAUUGAGAGCUUGUACAAGGCGGCUGAGAGCGUUGAGAUGCGAUGGCGCAAGGAGAAGCUGGCUAAGGGCAAGGGAAAAGAUUCAGAGCUUGCCCCACCAGGUGGCGAGAAAGAGUCGCGUGAGCCCCCGUUGGAGCUUGAUGACGCUAUUAAGGAUGAGAUCAGAAGGGGCGUCUUGGAGGACUUGACGGUGGUGCUGGGCAAGCUGAGCGUUAUCCAUCUGACGGUGCUGGACAGUCUGAUUCUGCAUCUAAGGAGCCUGAUUUCCUCCACGCACACCGCCCUCGAGGCAGACCCGACCUACAUCAACAAGCUCGCCCUCUCUCUCGGGCCCUUUGUGCUCCGUCCAGCCAAGAGCACUCCUCUGGCGCUCCUCUCUCCCGUACCCACACUCCUGCUAGUGGACCUCAUUACGUCGUAUAAUGAGCUCCUGCCGCCCGCACUGAGACGCAAGAAGGAGCGCGAGGCCAACAGAGUCCAAGUUCAGGGACAGGGAAACGAGACGCUUGAGAGGAGUCUACCUAAGCCCAUCAGAAAGAGGACCAAGCCUAUUGAUAGGAGGGUGAGACGAUCCCAAUUGUCUGGAAUGGGAAUGAGCACUUCGGGAUUUGACGUCCCGCCGGCAAUGCCUAUCAGGAGCGCAUCUGGCUCUGAGAAGGCCGUCCCUCCUAUUCCAUCAACACGUACUCCACCAAAACUCACGACAGACACGACUUUCCUCCGACCGCAGCGCGGGAGUGGCCACGGUACUGGCACUGGGACCGAAGAAGACGAAGAAGAUACGCCCACGCCGAUUGCACAGAGACUCUUUGGAUCACUCAAGGGGGGAGCGGCUGCAGCCAUUGCUGCUGCUUCUUCUGCUGCUGGCGGUAAUGGCGAUGGCAGUGCUAGUGCUGCUCCCUCGAGCAAUUUGACCGUCAGCACCCUCGUAGAGCCCAGCGGGGGAAGCAGCAAUGGUGGUAGCGACUAUGGGACCCCAACGGAGGAAGUGACCGAUAAGCGGCUCGAGGCACAGAUCCCUGGAAGUUUACCUGCUGCUGCUGUUGGUGGUAGUGGUACUUCCUCGACUUCGGACGGCGCAUCGCACCCAAGCGAAGCAGUAGCAGGGACUGCGCACGAGCUUCAAGCUGCCGCACCAUCGACGUCCGCGCCUGCAGCGGCUCCGCCGCUCGCGGGAGUCGCGAGUAUACCGACGGAUCCUGCUCCUGCUCCUGCUCCAGAAGUCACCUCUCCCUCUCCCUCUCGUUCUCCUUCUGCCGCGCCCGCACGCACGAGCACGCCUCCAAGCAACAGCGCAAGCACCGAGAAGCCCCUCUCGAACGUUGCCCGUCUCUCACGGCAAUUCGGCAGUCCCUCUCUCCCUUCUCACCCUUCUCCAGGUGCUGGCACCGCUAGUGGGAUAGGAUCUGGGGCAGGAGGCAUGGUCCCUUCGAGGAGUGGAGCGGUUAGGGGGCCGAGGAGCGCGGCGGGACCUAGGCCGAUGGGUGGAGCUGGAGGUGGAGGAGGGGCAUGAAGGAGAAGAGGGGAAGACGAGAGGGAGGACAAGGCUGGACGUCUUGUUCCCCUCUUUGCUCCCAGGAGUGGGGAGAUGUCCCGUGGAGAGUUGUGAAGUGAAGUUCAGAAUAUUCGAUUCGAUGCGAAUUAAAUCAAGUCAAGUUUAUCCUCUC